Oryza brachyantha (malo sina) is the source of this 2089-nucleotide messenger RNA. Its product is annotated as pentatricopeptide repeat-containing protein At1g01970. The record is from RefSeq and is a predicted model, not a curated record. The coding region runs from base 26 to 1384 and encodes 452 amino acids. The transcript has 2 exons. NCBI's taxonomy places the organism in Eukaryota, Viridiplantae, Streptophyta, Magnoliopsida, Poales, Poaceae. Gene Ontology annotation, molecular function: protein binding.
GUCUUCUCCGGCGAGCUCGCCGGCGAUGACCUCGCUGCUGGUGGCUGUGCCGGCGAUGUACUCGCUGGCUCCGCGGGCUCCUAGUGCCGCCGCCGCCGCGCGCGCGAGGGCGUCUUCGCAGUGUGGGUGCGUGCCGGCCCGGCAAGGCGCGGGGCAGCCUCUGGCGACCGCGGAGGCUGAGCAGGCGGCGGCGGCGGCGGCGGAAGAGACGCCGUGGUUCAGCUGGGACGCGUUCGGGUCGGGCACGUCGGAGUCUGAGAAGGAGGCGAUUCGGGGGAUUUCUCCCAAGCUGCCGAAUCGCUGCAAGGCUCUGAUGGCGCGCAUCGUGUGCCUGCCUCCUCCUCCUCCUCGUCGGGAUGAGGAUGGGGAGACUCUCGCCGCGAUGCUUGCGUUCUGGGUGAAGGCCAUGAGGCCCAGGAGGGCGGAUUGGUUGCUGGUGCUGAAGGAGCUCACCGCUAUGGAGAGCCCUCUUCUUGCUGAGGUGCUGGAGCAUGCAUUGCUGGAGGAUUCUUUUGAAGCAAAUGUCCGUGACUACACCAAAUUGAUCCACAUAUAUGGCAAGCAAAAGCUGUUGCAGAAAGCUGAGGAUGCAUUCCAUGCCAUGAAAGCCAGAGGGUUACCUUGUGAUCAAGUUAUGUUGACUGCGCUGAUGGACAUGUACAGUAAGGCCGGAGAUCUCACUCGUGCAAAGGAAAUUUUCGAAGAGAUUGGAUUGCUUGGCCUGCCGAUGGAUAAGCGUGUAUACGGCUCAAUGAUCAUGGCUUAUAUCAGGGCUGACAUGUUAGACAAAGCAGAAGACAUGAUCAGUAAAAUGGGGGAUCAACAAAUUGUUGCAGGAAAGGAAGUUUACAAAGCAUUGCUGAGAGCCUACUCUUACAAAGGCGACUCAGAUGGGGCGCAACGAGUUUUUGACGCCAUACAGUUUGCAGGGAUAGUACCUGAUACAAAGCUGUGUGCACUUCUGGUGAAUGCUUACUGCCUCGCAAAUCGAAUCGACGAAGCGAUGAUCGUAACACGGAAUAUGAGAAGUGUGGGGAUGACACCGUGCGACAAAUGCAUCGCUUUGAUAUUGGGCACCUAUGAGAAGGUGAACAGGCUAGAAGGGGCACUGGCAUUUUUGACAGAGCUAGAGGAGAACGGCGUUGUCAUUGGCCAAGAGCCAUCUCAGCUGCUUGCAGGAUGGUUCAGAAGGCUUGGAGUUGUCCAAGAAGUUGAGCAGGUCCUGAAGGACCUCGCAGAAGAUAAGAAGAACACCCUUGAACCUGAAGCAGACAGGAAGAACAACCUCGCAGCAGACAGGAAGAUCAAGAGGAAGAACAAGAGCAAGAACAAGAGCAAGAGCAAGAGCAAACGCAGCUUUGCAUCAUCUCUACAACACAAGUGAUUUGCUAGCCUUGAGGCUGCUACACAAACCUGCAACAUUGAGUCACAGCAGUAUAAUGUAAACUUGUAGACAUGUCAGGAAUUUCACAAGCGGUGCUACGGUAGGAUGGUAGUGAAGUUGUCUGCAAAAACAAAGGAACCCCUAGGCCCUGGCCAGAAUUUUGACAUCCAGAAGAACACCAGCAAUGUUACAAGGAAGCUCUGAUAAGAGCAGCAAUGUUAAAUUUGGCGUAACUCACCAUCAACAAAUGUGGGAUGGGGCAAAAAUUGAUGACACCACACAUGAAUCAAGGCUUAAACAGUUGAGGCCCGAUCCUAUCAAUUGUUGUACAUGAAUUAGUUCCUACUCCUACAUAAUAUUUCAUCAAGCAACACUCGAGUAACAGUGAUCAAUAACUACACAUCAUCCUCCUCAGUUUUGUACUUUUUCUUCUUUCCUUCAGUGGCUGUCUUAGACUCAACACUGAAGCCUCCCGGUUUGUCUUUUUCUUCUUGUUGGGAGUUUCCUCUUGUUCAACAUUGCCAUUGUUUGCCAUCUCUUGAUCCAUUGGCUCCACUAGCUUGUGCUUCUUUUUCUUUUUUUUUUUUCUUCUCAGCUUCAGGUUCAGUUUCUUCUGCAGCAACCUUGGUAGGCUGAUCAAGCUCUAUUCCUUCACCACCAGACUCAGCUUUAGACUUCUUUUUCUUGCUUUUCUUAGCAGAUGCA